This is a messenger RNA of Paramormyrops kingsleyae, 6203 nucleotides long. RefSeq names its product cyclin Y (gene ccny). Gene Ontology annotation, biological process: regulation of cyclin-dependent protein serine/threonine kinase activity. The record is from RefSeq and is a predicted model, not a curated record. Gene Ontology annotation, molecular function: protein kinase binding. NCBI's taxonomy places the organism in Eukaryota, Metazoa, Chordata, Actinopteri, Osteoglossiformes, Mormyridae.
GAAAAUUUAGCUUACCAAGGAGUGCUGUGUACUAACCAACACAAAGGUUGUUGGUUCAAAUCCCAAGGAUUGCAUGUAAAUUACAGUCCUUUCCUCUAGUGUAAGUUGCUUUGGUAUCAGAAAAACUAAGUAAAUGUAAGGCAAAUACAGGAGGAGACCUUUGACUGAGAUCCAUUCCCAGGGAAAGGGGAUUGCCUGCUUUUAAAAAACGUUUUUCCAUUUCAUUCGUGUUUUUUUUGUAGCACAAACAGCCAACCCUCACCCAAACACACACACACUCAGAAUCGAUAAGAAGGACCUUUUAGUCAAUCAUCUCUAAUCAAACUUGAGUAUCGUCAGUUUAUGAUAAAUUUUACUCUUUAUGACAUACUAUACAUAUGCUAAAAAGUCCAUUUUAUUCCCAUGCCUUGCAUUUGAUCCCAGUUAACUUUCCCUGCGUGUCAGUGUAACUUUGUUACCAGGCAAUCACCCAGCCUCAUGCAGCAAGAACUGGUUUGGCAUGUGUGAAACGCCCCUUUGGAAAAUCUGGUUAGUUGUUAUUUAACGUACGUGUCUACUGAGAAAAUCCACCUCUGAAAUCUCACUGUCCGUACACUCCUUCGGAAAUUAUUUCACGUCACAUGAUGGCUUUUCGAGCAUAAACAAAAUCGUGUUUCAGAAAGGUAGCAGAAACGUUUCCAAAUUCAUAUUAACUAAAAAUAACGAAUAUAGAAAUUUCAAACAGCCGAGAUCGUACGAAGCUUGAAAAUGCGCGACGUGAUUUUUUACGUAGACUAUAGUGAAAUACGUGUAACGUUUAACUCAGGCCCACAUAAUGCGAAAAUAAUUAAAAAGCUGUAAAAUGUAACUAUUUGUUUUCGGGACAACAAUCAGGGAGUUAUGUUCAAUAAAAAACACGCUGUUGCACCGACACACUUUCACCGAUAUACUAGCUGUUACCACCCACUUGAACCGGAACCGUUUCUGCCACAGACCGACCGCUGUUGGCCGGGCCGAGCUGAGCUGACCGGCCGCUCCGCUCCGCUACCGGCGCAGCGCUACCCCCGGGCGCAUGUGGGCUAAGCGACGCGUCGCUCCACCGGCGAUCCGCCGUGCCUGAGAGGUGCCGGGGGGGAGCGAAGAGCCGACACACAGAAACCCCGCAGGCUCACCUUUCCUCCCCCUACACCCGCCCGCCCACCGGUUUCUGGACAGUUUUCCCAUUACUGGAGCUGCAGACCAACCUCGAACCAAGCUGAGGCGCGUCGCCGCUCCCCCUUGGCCACCCCUGCCCCACGGCUUACCGUCCCAGCCCGGAGAAGACAGAGCCGGAGUCGUCCUGAAAAGGAAAGAGAAAUAUGGGCAACGCGACAUCCUGCUGUGUGUCGGCGAGCCCCAAGCUGAGGAGAAAGGCGCACUCCCGUCUGGAGCCGUACCAGCCCGACGCGGAGCUGAGCCGGGAGGACACGGGCUGCAACCUGCAGCACAUCAGCGACAGAGAGAAUAUCGACGAUCUGAAUAUGGAGUCCAACCCAUCGGACCACCCCCGGGCCAGCACCAUAUUCCUGAGUAAAUCCCAGACAGACGUUGCCGUGGCGAACAAGAGAGUGCGGGAGAAGAGAAAGAGCCUCUACAUCAACCAUCUCUCUGGGGCAGAUGAGAACACCGUAAACACCCACAUUGUUAUGUUCCAGAAGCAUCCAGGGCAGCUGCGGCGGAAAUACAGCUCCUGCUCCACCAUAUUCUUAGACGAGAGCACUGUGAGUCAGCCCAACCUGAAGUACACCAUUAAAUGUGUAGCCCUAGCAAUUUAUUACCAUAUCAAAAACAGAGACACGGAUGGACGAAUGUUGCUGGACAUUUUUGACGAAAAGCUGCAUCCUCUAUCGAAAUCUGAAGUACCACUCGACUACGACAAACGCGACCCCGAACAGAAGCAGAUCUACCGCUUUGUCCGGACCCUGUUCAGUGCUGCUCAGCUAACAGCAGAAUGUGCCAUCGUCACGCUGGUGUACCUGGAGAGGCUGCUCACAUAUGCCGAGAUCGACAUCUGCCCCGCCAACUGGAAGCGCAUCGUGCUGGGGGCCAUCCUGCUGGCCUCCAAGGUGUGGGACGACCAGGCCGUGUGGAACGUGGAUUACUGCCAGAUCCUGAAGGACAUCGCCGUGGAGGACAUGAACGAACUGGAACGGCAGUUCCUGGAGCUGCUCCAGUUCAACAUCAACGUGCCGUCCAGCGUCUACGCCAAGUACUACUUUGACCUGCGCUCGCUGUCCGAGGCCAACAGCCUGAGCUUGCCCCUGGAGCCGCUGAGCCGGGACAAAGCACAGAAGCUGGAGGCUAUCUCUGGGCUCUGCGAUGACAAGUACAAGGACCUGCGAAAAGCCAACAAGAAGAGGUCUGUGAGCACAGACAAUGUGAACACGGCACGCUGGGCCCCCGCCAUAGUCUCCUAAUGGGGCAUGGCCACGUCAGACUGCCACCCCCCCAUCUGGACUGCUUAGCCCAGCUUGCUGGCUCCACAGUGCCUCCCUUCACUGUGGCAUAGAGGACGCCCAAUUUAUUUUUUUUAUUACUGUUGUCAUGGGUUAUUUUUAUUGUUUAUGUUGGAGAGAGCUCCAGCCUGUAGGGGGCAGUGUCACUAUAGUGCUGAUGUUUUUGAGUUGCCAGAAUGUCAGCCAUGCAGCUGUGAGGACAGAGUUUCCCAGCAAGAGGAAAUUAAAUCAAAUUAGCAAACGGCCCAUGACUGAGGAAGAAGAUCAGCAGAAAAACUCCCAGUUGAUCAUCAGACUGUAAUGAACUGUUUAAAUGAAACAUUUGGCAGCAUUGGCCAGUUCCUUUCGGUUUUGUAUGGAUUUAAUACUUAAUACGCAGAAAAUUCCAAAACCAAGCACAAGGACGGUUGUCCCAGGAUUAUUUUCAUCCUAUACUUAAAUUUCACUUUUGGUGACUUACACUUUCUCCACUCCAAGCAGGAAAGAAAACAUGGUUCCUCCAGCUGCUGGUUAGUACUCCACCCAGAAAGCCAAUUUUCUACUCGACAGUCCAUUCCGAUUUUCGAGCAUCACCGUUUCUGCUGCUGAUUUAAAGAAGCAGACGUCUCCCGCCCCUUAGGUGAUGGACGCUAUCCUGAAGAUCAAGGGCCUCAGUAGCAGGACAAGCUUUUAAAAAAAGAAAAACUUUUCUGUAAAUUCUGUCAGUAUUUAUCAUUUUGCCUAUUCUUGGUGGAACGGGACAGAGCACCUGCGUGAUUUCCUGUCUAUCGUGCCGCCUGCAUCGUUUACAAAUGCCUGUUUCAGGAGACGAGCGCCUUAUUAAAUCAUUGUGUGAAGGAGACAGAACAAGAGAGCCCCCUGAGCUCCUGGGUCCUUCGCUGUGGCAUCCGAUUGGCCGAUUGGUGAUACUGGUCAGGUUGCCUCCCACAGGGGAUGACAUGCCAGCCGAGGUUUCUGUUAUACAGCCGGGUGGCACAGAAGGGGUGGGGGAGAGGUUGGGUGCAUGAGUGAGUAUGGUACUAAGUGGGAUGAUGAACAGAGCGAUGAAAGACCAGGGAGGAUAACGUGGGUCUGCAAGAAGCAACCGAAGGUCUCUAACUUGACAAACAAACGAUAAACAUUCCCCUGAAAACACUAAAGCGUUUUGAGUUGGGGAUGUGUACACUGUAGAACGUUCUGGGUUCAGAAUUUUUCAUCCCUCACGGGAUGGUUCUCAGGUUUUAGUAAAGCGACCUGACCGUAGCCGGGCAGGAAUGGGGGCGACAAAGAUCGCCAUGGUUACGUGAGAGCAGGGAAUUCGGAGCGCGAGAGUGCUCCGGUCGCCUAGACGCCUCCUGUGAAUCUGGGAGCGUGUUCAGUCGUAGCGUGUGCAGUGUUUACCGACGUGUGCUUAAGUCUCACAAGGACACGUCAAGCAGAACACGGAAGAUGCCGUGUGCAGCAGGCUUGGCCUUGCACCCUCUGGUGCCUGUAUUUUUUUUAUUUCUUUUUUUUUUUCCUUUUUCAGAAGUAAGGUUUUAGUUUCUGUUGCCUGAAGUUGAGCUUACGCUCACUUCAAAGGAACCUGAAAUUCCACACUACACAAGUUGCUGUUAAACCCAGUGUGGAUCCCCGCUUGAAUGACAUGGGAAGCCAGAUGCAUGUGUGUGCGUGCAUGUGUGUGUGUGCAUGUGUGUGCGUGCAUGUGUGUGCGUGCAUGUGUGUGCGUGUAGUCCAACAACUUAGUAACAUAUGGGUGAUAUGGCAUCUCCUCUCAAAAUUAAAAAUCUGGAAAUAUUUUGCAAAUGCAAAUUUGUACAGUGUGAAUAUUGUGCUGAAAUAUUUAACUGGGUUUUCAUAUGGUAUAAAAUUAUGGCGGAAUAAAUACUCCUAAUAAUAAAAAAUAAAUAAUAAUUAUGGAUAAAUUAUAAAUAAUUUGAUUGGAAAUGAGAAACGAUCAUCCCUUUUACUAGUAAUUAGUUUGAAAUUUGGGAUGUUCUGUUGUAAUAGAUCAUUCAAAUAUUACAAGACUUUUUUUUUUAAUACCCGAACAAGUUUUAUCUCUGAAAGCGAUUUUAAUGUAAUGUGAGUGAUAUUUAACUGAGAUCCUAAAGUCUAUUUUGUAUGUUUUCCAUAUUUUCCAUAUGUUUUCCAUAUUUUGUCAUUUAAUAUUCCCUAAGCUCUUGUAAUGGCAAUAUUUUCAAAUCACCGUGACCAAACUUUCAUAGACUGAUUUUUUUAAUUUAUUUCUGAAGCAGUAAAAAAAAAAAAAACAUGAUUUGUUAUGAUUUUGAAAUUUUGAGUUUAGAGCCCUUUAAUACAUUCCAUAUUUAUGUUUGCCUAAUUAUAUAUUCAAGAAUUACAAAUAAUGAAAUUUUUCCACAGUUGACCAAAGAAAUGUAUAUAACGUUAAUUAAAAUGUUAGAAUUGAGAGUGCGUCGUACGCUCUACACAACGCGCCAUGAAGCGUGUCGUAUCUUACAGCGAAUGCAGGCCAGUGUGUGACUAAGAGCUCUUUUUGUGCUGUUGUUACUGGUGGUUGGAAUUGUGGUUAUGUUCUCAGGAAGCCCCCUAGUGGUCACUAAAUCUGCAGCGCAACACAAGCAGGCCUGAAUGCCUUGGGGGUCAGGGGGGGUGUCACCAUUAUGGGUCAGUCACAGGCACAGACCUGAGGAAAUGUCACAGUGAUAGUGUUCGGCAAACGUGCUGAUUUGGCCUCUAUUACUGUAAUUAAUGCAUUAGAAACCAAAAUGUAAUAAACAGUGACAAUGUGUUCAUCUGACAACCCAGAAACAAAAAUAUAGGGAAAAUUUACUUGUAUAAAAUAUAAAAUUAUAUUUAAAUGUCGUGGUUGAAUUUGCGAUUUUUCACUUGGACACACACCCCUAGACUGCCAGAUAUCUAAGAGAUUUGACCUGUAUAUUUCGCCAUUUCCUUUGGUUUUCAUUCCUGAACAGUGUGACCUAGACCCGUCUGAGCAGCGGUUGGUCGUUUGUGUGUGAAAGAGAGACCGAGAUGCACCGAAGUGUCAGUCUGUGAAGGAACCGCUGACUGGGAAAUGAGAGUCUGGCGCCCCUGCUGGACACUGUUGGAGUACCAGAAACCCUGAAACGAUCGCAUGGCACCAAAAGAGACUUUGUUAGCGUGGAUGCCAGUGAACCUCUAAUGUCAAUCCUAUUUAUUUCGUGUGUACAUACUGCCUGAUCCUAAUCACAGUACUGAAGUCCAGUUCGUGCACUGGGCUUCGUUAGCGGCCGGUGAUUUGGCUUCCGCACUGAACUCUACCUCUGCACAGAGUUUUUGAAUUUUUUAGGAUUUAUAAAUUAAACAUUUUAAUGUCUUCUUAAAAUGGUGGUUUCCUGUGCUAACACGAAAACAACUGCUGUAAACAUGGACCUCGUUUUACGUUCAACCAUCGUAUAGUUAGUCUGAUGUCGUUUGUGUACUCUGAUCGUUGUUUUAACUUUCUCUACUAAUAAGUUAUUUUUCAUUUUAGCUUUUGUAAAGACACGUUUUCUUGGUUUGCCAAACACAAAGCAUUAUGUCAUAUUAUCGGAACUGAAUUUUGUUUCUUUUUUAAAGUGGUGGUGUUUUUUUCCUGUAUAAUGGUCCUGGUCCCGUGACUCUUGGGGAUUAAUUAACAGCUGGCUUCAUGCCUUCUGUGGCUCAGAAAUAUAUUUUUACUGACAGUCCCAUUUCAUAAACAAUAUUUAGAAAUGACCAGAAUAAAACAUUAAAACAUGCACUCAA